Cornus florida is the source of this 645-nucleotide messenger RNA. RefSeq lists its product as uncharacterized. NCBI's taxonomy places the organism in Eukaryota, Viridiplantae, Streptophyta, Magnoliopsida, Cornales, Cornaceae. The coding region runs from base 1 to 645 and encodes 214 amino acids. The record is from RefSeq and is a predicted model, not a curated record. The transcript is spliced from 2 exons. Gene Ontology annotation, biological process: DNA integration. Gene Ontology annotation, molecular function: nucleic acid binding.
AUGAAGUGGAUACUAGUAGCAACAGAAGUCUAUACCAAGUGGGUCGAGGCAAUAGCUCUGUCAACAGCAACCGGACAGGUGGUUGAAAACUUCAUCAAAGAAAAUAUCAUAUGCCGUUUCGGCAUACCUCGAGUCAUUUUAUCGGACAAUGGAACCCCCUUCAUCAACAGCAGGCUACCGCUCGCGCUCUGGGCAUACCGUACCACCAUGAAAGGAGAUAUAGGCACCACGCCCUUUUCUUUGGUAUAUGGUACAGAAACGAUGUUCCCAAUUGAGAUAGCAAUUCCUUCUGGAAGUCUAGCUGAGCGGAGUCAGCUGCAGUUUGACCCUCGGAUUGGGGAGCUCGAGGGACUUCAGGAGCAGAGGAAGCAAGCAAAGAGUAAGAUAGUGGUUUACCAGAGGAGGGUGGCUCGGGCUUACAACGUCACCAUUCGGCCUCGAGCAUUCCAAGAAGGCGAUUUGGUUUUGAAGUCCGCAAUGCAUAUGAUGCAGAACUUGUCUGCGCCAAAGUUUACUCCGAAAUGGGAGGGCCCCUUCGAGGUCAAGGCUGCCAGCUCUAGAGGGUACUACGACAUCGGGAGAAUGGGAAACAAUAAGAUACUGGGCACGUUCAAUGCCAAGUGGUUGAAGAAAUAUUAUUCUUAA